Molecule: messenger RNA, 1159 nt
Organism: Thalassophryne amazonica
Lineage: Eukaryota; Metazoa; Chordata; Actinopteri; Batrachoidiformes; Batrachoididae
Product: gastrula zinc finger protein XlCGF8.2DB-like
Exons: 2
Coding region: 61-1134 (357 amino acids)
Biological process (GO): regulation of DNA-templated transcription
Molecular function (GO): RNA polymerase II cis-regulatory region sequence-specific DNA binding; DNA-binding transcription factor activity, RNA polymerase II-specific
Source: RefSeq, a predicted model, not a curated record
UCAAGCAACACUGAUGAGAAACAAUGUAAAUGCUCUAAAUAUGGAAAAACAUCUGGUCACAUGAACAACUCAGAGCAACAAAAGGAGAGGCGAGCAAGCAGGAAACCAUUUAGUUGCUCUGACCGGAGUAAAACACAGAAACAGAAGAGCACUCUGAACAAGCACAUGAUAAUUCAUACAGGACACAAAAAAUUUGGCUGUUCUCAAUGUGGUCGAAGAUUUGGAGAAAAGGGCACUCUGAAAAGACACAUGAUAAUUCAUACAGGAGAAAAACCAUUUGUCUGUUCUGAGUGUGGUAAAAGAUUUGGACUAAAGAGCCACCUGAACAGACACAUGAUAAUUCAUACAGGACAAAAACCAUUUUGCUGUUCUGAAUGUGGUCAAAGAUUUGGGCAAAAGAGCAGUUUGGACACUCACAAGAUGAUUCAUACGGGACAGAAACCAUUUGUCUGUUCUGAGUGUGGUAAAAGAUUUAGACGCAAGAGCCACCUGAACGAACACAUGAUAAUUCAUACAGGGCAAAAGCCAUUUGUCUGUUCUGAGUGUAGUAAAAGAUUUAGACACAAGAACCACCUGAAUGAACACAUGAGAAUUCAUACAAGGCAAAAACCAUUUGUCUGUUCUGAGUGUAGUAAAAGAUUUAGACACAAGAGCCACCUGAACGAACACAAGAGAAUACAUACAGGGCAAAAACCAUUUGUCUGUUCUGAGUGUGGUAAAAGAUUUGGACAAAAGAGAAACCUGAACAAACACAUGAGAAUUCAUACAAGGCAAAAACCAUUUGUGUGUUCUGAGUGUGGUCAAAGAUUUGGCCACAAGAGCAGCCUGAACACACACAUGAGAAUUCAUGCAUCCAGCAAAGAACACCAAAGCAAGCCAGCCUCUCACACAAAAGGAGAAGUAGGAGUCAAACACCACCCCAACAAAUUAGGAGUUAGGCACUGCCCCCCCAAAAAGGAGUAUCAUCCACCGCCCCAAAAAAUUAGAAGUCACUCGCCAACAAGACCACAAAACAGUAUACAGAUGCACCCAGACCAGGAGCAGUGGGAAUUAAAGAUUUCAAAAGAUUCAAAGAUUCAAAGAAAUUUUAUUGUCAUAUGCACAGAACAGAAGAGCAUCUUCCCUGCACAAUGAAAUGUGGCUACUGCAUUUAACCCAU